CACACCAUUUCACCAUGAGUGGAGGCUUUGCAGCUUUUGACUCCUCAUCCUGUACUGACAGGCUGAAAACAUUCAGCUGAGGCUCCUUUACAAAGGUAAACUGGAAGAAGAAGAAGGAAACAACGCUGGAGCUGUUGGGCCUGUCUCGCUGUUGUGCUGAAAACUGGUUCGGCCAGGUUUUUCUUCUUGUCAGGAGCAUCUUGUCCUUCUAGGAGCACACCUACGGGAGCAGACAUGAGGCUGCAAACUUUCUCAAGAGCACAAAUUGUUCAGGCUUUCACUUCGCACUGCAAGGCGCGAGCUGCCAAUGACAACAGAGGCUUCAAACAGGAGUUCGAGGAGCUUACUGACGUUGGGAAAGACCUCCCCACGAAGGCAGCGGAAGUAGAGGCCAACAGAGAGAAGAACAGAUACCCUUACAUUUUACCCUAUGAUCACUGCCGGGUGAGGCUGUCUGUUCAGAACUCCGCUCCACACACAGACUACAUCAAUGCCAGUUUUGUGCCUGGCGGAGGAUCAGAGAGAGACUUCAUCUGCACACAAGGUCCUUUACCCAACACCACAGCUGACUUCUGGAGGAUGGUGUGGGAGCAAAACGUCAGGAUAAUUGUCAUGGUGACAGCUCUGAGACACAAGGACAUAGUAUUGUGUGAUAAGUACUGGCCUCUGGAGCCGGGGACAGUUCAUCACGGACUGAUCCAAGUUACAACCGUGACCUGUAAACAAGGUCCAGAUUAUUCUGUCACAAGCAUUAACCUUCGACAGAGACACUGUCCAACAGACAGGACGGUCACACACUACUACUAUCACACAUGGCCGGAUCGGGGCGUCCCGAGGAACAUUUCCUCGUUGUGCGUGUUCACUGAGCAGGUACGGAGGCAUUUGGAGGCGAUUCCUCGCCUGGGUCCGGCGGUGGUGCACUGCAGUGCUGGAGUUGGACGAUCGGGGACUUUUGUGACAUUUCUGUGGCUGAUGCAGCUGUGCGUGAGGGGCAUCCACCCGGACAUCCGGGCUGCUGUGGAGGACCUGCGGCUACAUCGCAUGUGGAUGGUCCAGAAUCUGGAGCAGUACAUCUUCGUUCAUCAGUGUCUUCUUCACUGGCUCAGUGGAGGAACCGCAGCAGGCCCACCGAUCCAGGGAAUAAGCCUGAAGCCUCAGGAGGGUCUUCACAGCUCCUCGAGCCGCGGGGAGCGGACAGACAGGAGACACCGUCGCCACAGGCAUUCACAUUCAUCAGACCGGGCACAGACCGGCAUGCAGAUGUUCCACCCUGCAAAACUCCUGAGGCGACUCUUGCCUUCUUCCUCAGCACUGAAUCCUGGAUCUCACAUUCUGAACUAAGCACGCUGCCCUUUUAACAGUUGUUCACAAUGAAAAACUGUGACGUACUGUACAGUACAGUACAGGCCCUCAGCCAGGAAACUGGCCCGACAACAUACAAAAGGAGUGCUGGUAGACAAACUACGUGCACAUCAGUUUGUACUGCACCUCAGGGGAAUUAAAGACGUUAUAUGAGGGUAAACCUGUUGGUCUACUCUGAGCUAUGUACUGCAACAACAAGUGGAACUCAUCAGAUCCUGACAGUGUGUGAAACCGGACAGUUCGUUUACCUCCAUUACUGAUAAAAAUGUUGUGAAAUGAUUUUAUUAGGAUUUUUUUUUUGGAAAUAAAAAUCAUUGUGCAUCA
Salarias fasciatus (jewelled blenny) is the source of this 1686-nucleotide messenger RNA. Its product is annotated as receptor-type tyrosine-protein phosphatase V-like. Gene Ontology annotation, biological process: protein dephosphorylation. Bases 235 to 1341 code for a protein of 368 amino acids. Lineage: Eukaryota; Metazoa; Chordata; Actinopteri; Blenniiformes; Blenniidae. The record is from RefSeq and is a predicted model, not a curated record. The transcript is spliced from 11 exons. Gene Ontology annotation, molecular function: protein tyrosine phosphatase activity.